Poecilia reticulata (guppy) is the source of this 4326-nucleotide messenger RNA. RefSeq names its product ubiquitin specific peptidase 25 (gene usp25). The record is from RefSeq and is a predicted model, not a curated record. Gene Ontology annotation, molecular function: cysteine-type deubiquitinase activity; protein binding. Lineage: Eukaryota; Metazoa; Chordata; Actinopteri; Cyprinodontiformes; Poeciliidae. Gene Ontology annotation, biological process: protein deubiquitination. Gene Ontology annotation, cellular component: nucleus; cytosol.
GAGCGUAGAGCAAUGUUGUCAUGCCUGCUGACGAGCUGCGCUAGUCACUCUGCCAUGGCGGCCGUAAUGUCGCUGAUUAAGGAGGGGACGUCGUAGUGUCUUGUUUGAAUUCGCUUUUUUAGUUGACGGGUACCGCGCGUGUUUUGUUGCUCUUGGUUUGAAUUUAACAGCAUUUAUCUCCGAAGCGGCCAUGACCGUGGAGCAGAAUGUCCUCCAGCAGCAUUCUCAGAAGCACCAGCAGACGCUACUAAACCAGCUGAGAGAGGUCACAGGCACCACAGACAUUCAGCUGCUUCAGCAGGCUCUGCAGGUGAGCAAUGGAGACGUGGCUGAGGCCGUGGCAUUUUUAACAGAGAAGAACUCAAAGGUUCCUCAGCAAGAUGAGACUACCUACUACCAGACUUCCCAGGUGGCCAGCGACAGAUAUAUCAGCGUCGGCAGUCAGGCGGACACAAAUGUAAUCGACCUGACGGGGGACGAUAAAGAUGACCUGCAGAGGGCGAUCGCCCUCAGUCUGGAGGAGUCCAGCAGGGCGUUUAGGGAGACGGGCAUCACUGAUGAGGAGCAGGCCAUCAGCAGGGUUUUGGAGGCCAGCAUAGCAGAGAACAAAGCGAGUCUAAAGCGUACCCACACAGAAGUAUGGAGCGACUCGCCCAACCCACAUGACAGAAAGAGGAUAGACAGCUGCCCAGUGGGUCUGAAGAACGUCGGCAAUACCUGCUGGUUCAGUGCUGUCAUACAGUCUCUGUUCAACUUGCUGGAGUUCCAGAGGCUGGUUCUCAACUACUCGCCACCCGCCAGAGUCCUUGAUCUGCCUCGCAACCAGAAGGAGCACAGAAAUCUGCCCUUUAUGCAAGAACUGAGGAACCUGUUCUCGCUCAUGGUGGGCUCCAAAAGGAAAUACGUGGAUCCGUCCCGGGCAGUGGAGAUCCUCAAAGACGCCUUCAAAUCCAGUGAGUCACAGCAGCAGGAUGUGAGCGAGUUCACCCACAAGCUGCUCGACUGGCUGGAGGACGCCUUCCAGAUGAAGGCUGAGGAAGACAGCGUGGGAGAGAAGCCAAAGAAUCCGAUGGUGGAGCUUUUCUACGGCCGCUUCCUCGCCGUGGGUGUGUUAGAAGGGAAAAAGUUUGAGAACACAGAGAUGUUUGGCCAGUACCCCCUGCAGGUGAACGGCUUCAAGGACCUCCAUGAAUGUCUGGAGGCAGCGAUGGUGGAGGGGGAGAUCGAGUCCCUGCACUCAGCAGAGAACUCUGCCAGAUCUGGUCAGGAGCACUGGUUCACGGAGCUCCCUCCCGUGCUGACCUUUGAACUGUCGAGAUUCGAGUUCAAUCAGGCGUUGGGACGACCUGAGAAGAUCCACAACAAGCUGGAGUUUCCCUCCAUGCUCUACAUGGACAGAUACAUGGACAGAAACAGGGAAAUAACCAGAAUCAAGAGGGAGGAGAUCAGGAGGCUGAAGGAGCAUCUGACGGUGCUGCAGCAGCGCCUGGAGAGAUAUCUGAGUUACGGUUCAGGCCCCAAGAGGUUUCCUCUGGCAGAUGUCCUCCAGUAUGCCAUGGAGUUCGCCUCCAGUAAGCCAGUGUGCACCUCCCCAGUGGAGGACAUAGACACAUCAGCCCCCCCUGGUGGCACGACAGGGCAACAGUUACCACCACCGAGCAGCACAGCUGAGCCGGACACUGCCCCUCCCCAGGAGAGUUCGGGCCCUGCUUCUGCUCCCGCCGCGGCGCCCCCUGCAGCCCAGCAGCAGAGAGUUCCUGUGCACAAGCCCUUCACCCAGUCUCGACUGCCGCCCGACCUCCCCAUGCACCCCGCACCGCGCCACAUCACAGAAGAAGAGCUGAGGGUGCUGGAGGGCUGCUUACACCGCUGGAGGAGCGAGGUGGAGAACGACACCCGCGAUCUACAGGGCAGUAUAACCAGAAUCCACAGAACCAUUGAGCUUAUGUACUCAGACAAAUCUAUGAUGCAGGUUCCAUACCGGCUUCAUGCAGUGCUGGUCCAUGAAGGCCAGGCUAACGCCGGCCACUACUGGGCCUACAUUUACGAUCCUCACCAGCGCUGCUGGAUGAAGUACAACGACAUCUCGGUCACCAAGUCGUCGUGGGAGGAGCUGGUCAGGGACUCGUUUGGAGGCUACCGCAACGCCAGUGCCUACUGCCUCAUGUACAUUAACGACAAGAAGCCGUUCCUCAUAGAAGAAGAGUUUGAUAAAGAGACGGGCCAGAUCCUGAGCGGCAUGGACAAGCUGCCUCCAGACCUGAAGCAGUACGUGAAGGAGGACAACGAGCAGUUCGACAAGGAGAUCGAAGAGUGGGACGCCAUGCAGGCCCGCAAGGCCCAGCAGGAGAAGCUGGCUCUGGCUGCAGCAGCUGCGUCUGCAGCCCUGUCCAGCACCUCCACCUCCACUUCCUCCCCACAACCCAUGAGCAUUGAAUCCAGCCCUCCAGAUAACACUGUAGCCCAGCAGGAUCCGGAGUACCUGGAGCAGCCGUCGCCCACAGGCGACUUCAAGCACCUGCAGGAGGACACGGAGAGGGCCAUAAGCAGAGCGGCCGCAGAGCAGGAGGACCGGAGCCCUGAGGUCCUGCUGAACGCUUCAGCCCCCCCUCCCUCCGCCCUUCAGCCUGAGGCCCAGAUGAGCCCCGCCCCUCCCUCUGACCAGGUUAAAGAGGCCGAGGCCCCUUGCCAGCGCACCGUAGAGGUGGCCAUUCCUCACGUGGGCACCUUUGUCAUUGAGUCAGAGGAGGGGGGUUAUGAUGACGAGAUAAUGAUGACCCCCAACAUGCAGGGUAUUAUUAUGGCCAUUGGCAAAUCCAGCAGCAUAUAUGAAAAGAACGGGCCUGAGGCAGCCUUUUUUAAGGCCAUCAAGCUGGAAUACGCCCGUCUCCUGCGGUUUGCCCAGGAAGACACGCCGCCCGAGUUGGACUACAGGUUACACCACGUCAUCGUUUACUUCAUCCAAAACGAGGCGCCCAAAAAGAUCCUGGAGAGGACUCUGCUCACACAGUUUGCUGACAGGAACCUCGCCUUUGAUGAGAGAUGUAAGAGCAUUAUGCAAGUGGCACGUGCUAAACUGGACCUGAUUAAGCCUGAGGAGGUCAACAUGGAUGAAUAUGAGAUGUGGCACCAGGACUACAGGAACUUCCGAGAGACAACGGUGCUGAUGGUGACUGGUUUGGAGCUGUUCCAGAAGUCAAACUACGUGGAGGCCCUGAUGUACCUCAUCUACUCGUACCAGUACAACAGGGAGCUGCUGCUGAAAGGCCUGUACCGCGGACACGACGAGGAGCUGCUGGGUUAUCACCGCAGAGAGUGUCUGCUGAAACUGAACGAGCAAGCGGCUGCCAUGUUCGAGUCCGGAGAGGAGCCGGAGGUGAGCACGGGCCUCGGCAUCAUGAACGAGCUGGUGGUGCCGUGCAUCCCCCUGCUGCUGGCGCAGGAGGCCGAGAAGGACCUGCUCGCUGUGGAGGACAUGAGGAACCGCUGGUGCUCCUACCUGGGCCAGGAGAUGGAAGCCAACCUCCAGGAGAAGCUCACCGACUUCCUGCCCAAGCUGCUGGACUGCUCCACGGAGAUCAAAAGCUUCCACGAUCCCCCCAAGCUGCCCAGCUACUCCACCCUGGAGCUGUGCGAGCGCUUCGGCCGCAUCAUGGCCGCCGUCGGCCGGGCGCCCGGCGAGGGGAGAUGAGCUCGGGCCGCGCCGCCUCUCCCCUCACGGACCUCCAGUCAACCCACGCCUUCCUUCUCAGCCCAGGGGUCGCCGCUCGCUUCUCGCCGUUAUUCUUCUGUUACUCUUUAUUAUUAUUUUUUUGCUGCUAUAGGUUUUAUCAUCCUAAAUAUUAUUUCCACACUUCUUUUUAAAGCAGAACAGUAGAGGAAGGAUGAGGCGGGGAGGGAUAACAGUAUUGUGAGAAGAGUUGAAAGCAAUCACAUUGUGCUUCAGCUUUGCAACAUAAGAAAAAAAAUACAAGAAGCUUCGAGGUUUUUCAUAGUUAAUAUUGUCGUUGCUGUUUGAUUCAAGCUUCCCUAGCCACAUUAAUAAUCCUUUCUGAAACCCCCCCUCCCCGCCCCUCUUUGUGGAAUGAACCCUCCGGUUCUCUUGCCACCUGUUUGGUACAGUAUUACCAUGUUUUAUUUUUCUAAGAAAGUAAGGAGGAGAGCCUUCAGAUGUCUCCGAGGAUCUCACAUGGGUCUCAUGUCUUUGUGAACUGUGCCAGAACGAGAUGUUUUAAGUGCUGUGGUAGACGGCCGCAGGUUUCCUGUGGCUUGUUAAUAAUUUGAGAGAAUAAAAAUUUUAUUUAUGGCCCUUUUAGGCCAACUAAA